Galeopterus variegatus (Sunda flying lemur) is the source of this 5091-nucleotide messenger RNA. It is a transcript of the gene SMARCA4, whose product is annotated as SWI/SNF related, matrix associated, actin dependent regulator of chromatin, subfamily a, member 4. Gene Ontology annotation, cellular component: nucleus. The record is from RefSeq and is a predicted model, not a curated record. Gene Ontology annotation, molecular function: transcription factor binding; ATP-dependent chromatin remodeler activity; ATP binding. Gene Ontology annotation, biological process: positive regulation of transcription by RNA polymerase II. Lineage: Eukaryota; Metazoa; Chordata; Mammalia; Dermoptera; Cynocephalidae.
AGCAGGAGACCACUGUCUGCAGCUCCCGUGAAGAUGUCCACUCCAGACCCACCCCUGGGCGGGACUCCUCGGCCGGGACCUUCCCCAGGCCCAGGCCCCUCGCCUGGAGCCAUGCUGGGCCCUAGCCCGGGUCCCUCACCGGGCUCUGCCCACAGCAUGAUGGGACCCAGCCCGGGGCCUCCCUCAGCAGGACACCCCAUCCAGACCCAGGGGCCUGGAGGGUACCCGCAGGAUAACAUGCACCAGAUGCACAAGCCCAUGGAGUCCAUGCACGAGAAGGGCAUGUCGGACGACCCGCGAUACAACCAGAUGAAGGGGUUGGGGAUGCGGUCGGGGGGCCAUGCAGGGAUGGGGCCCCCACCCAGCCCCAUGGACCAGCACUCCCAAGGUUACCCCUCACCCCUGGGCGGCUCCGAGCAUGCCUCCAGUCCAGUUCCAGCCAGCGGCCCGUCCUCGGGCUCCCAGAUGUCGUCAGUGCCAGGAGGGGCCCCUCUGGAUGGUGCUGACCCCCAGGCCUUGGGGCAGCAGAACCGGGGACCGACCCCAUUCAACCAGAACCAGCUGCACCAGCUGCGAGCACAGAUCAUGGCCUACAAGAUGCUGGCCAGGGGGCAGCCCCUGCCCGACCACCUGCAGAUGGCGGUGCAGGGAAAGCGGCCGAUGCCUGGCAUGCAGCAGCAGAUGCCAGCACUACCUCCACCCUCUGUGUCUGCAACAGGACCUGGCCCUGGCCCUGGCCCUGUGCCUGUCCCUGGUCCAGGACCAGCGCCUCCAAAUUAUAGCAGGCCUCAUGGUAUGGGAGGGCCCAACAUGCCACCCCCUGGACCCUCAGGUGUGCCCCCUGGUAUGCCAGGCCAGCCCCCCGGAGGGCCUCCCAAACCCUGGCCUGAAGGACCCAUGGCGAAUGCUGCUGCCCCCACGAGCACCCCUCAGAAGCUGAUCCCCCCACAGCCAACGGGCCGCCCUUCACCUGCGCCCCCCACUGUCCCGCCUGCCGCUUCACCUGUGAUGCCGCCCCAGACUCAGUCCCCAGGGCAGCCGGCCCAGCCCGCCCCCAUGGUGCCGCUGCACCAGAAGCAGAGCCGCAUUACCCCCAUCCAGAAGCCCAGGGGCCUUGACCCUGUGGAGAUCCUGCAGGAGCGGGAGUACAGGCUGCAGGCUCGCAUCGCACACCGAAUUCAGGAACUUGAAAACCUUCCCGGGUCCCUGGCCGGGGAUUUGCGAACCAAAGCGACCAUUGAGCUCAAGGCCCUCCGGCUGCUGAACUUCCAGAGGCAGCUGCGCCAGGAGGUGGUAGUGUGCAUGCGGAGGGACACAGCCCUGGAGACAGCCCUCAAUGCCAAGGCCUACAAGCGCAGCAAGCGCCAGUCCCUGCGUGAGGCCCGCAUCACUGAGAAGCUGGAGAAGCAGCAAAAGAUUGAGCAGGAGCGCAAGCGCCGGCAGAAGCACCAGGAAUACCUCAAUAGCAUUCUUCAGCAUGCCAAGGAUUUCAAAGAAUAUCACAGAUCGGUCACAGGCAAAAUCCAGAAACUCACCAAGGCAGUAGCUACAUACCAUGCCAACACCGAGCGGGAGCAGAAGAAAGAAAACGAAAGAAUUGAGAAGGAGAGAAUGCGGAGACUCAUGCCUCUGGACGAGACCAGCCAGAUGAGUGACCUACCUGUGAAAGUGAUCCACGUGGAGAGUGGGAAGAUCCUCACGGGCACAGAUGCCCCCAAAGCUGGGCAGCUGGAGGCCUGGCUCGAGAUGAACCCAGGGUACGAAGUAGCUCCAAGAUCUGACAGUGAAGAAAGUAGCUCAGAGGAAGAGGAAGAGGAGGAGGAGGAGGAGCAGCCGCAGCCAGCACAGCCUCCUACCCUGCCCGUGGAGGAGAAGAAGAAGAUUCCAGAUCCAGACAGCGAUGACGUCUCAGAGGUGGAUGCGCGGCACAUCAUUGAGAACGCCAAGCAAGAUGUCGAUGAUGAGUAUGGUGUGUCCCAGGCCCUGGCUCGUGGCCUGCAGUCCUACUACGCCGUGGCCCACGCAGUCACUGAGAGAGUGGACAAGCAGUCGGCGCUCAUGGUCAAUGGUGUCCUCAAACAGUACCAGAUCAAGGGCUUGGAGUGGCUGGUGUCACUGUACAACAACAACCUGAACGGCAUCCUGGCGGACGAGAUGGGCUUGGGGAAGACCAUCCAGACCAUCGCGCUCAUCACGUACCUCAUGGAGCACAAGCGCAUCAACGGGCCCUUCCUCAUCAUCGUACCCCUCUCCUCACGAGCCCCGACAGGCACGCCACUGCAGAACAAGCUGCCUGAGCUCUGGGCGCUGCUCAACUUCCUGCUGCCCACCAUCUUCAAAAGCUGCAGCACCUUCGAGCAGUGGUUCAAUGCACCCUUUGCCAUGACCGGAGAGAAGAUCCGCUGGAAGUACAUGAUCGUGGAUGAAGGCCACCGCAUGAAGAACCACCACUGCAAGCUGGCACAGGCCCUCAACACGAACUACGUGCCCCGCCGCCUGCUACUGACAGGCAUGCUGCUGCAGAACAAGCUGCCCAAGCUCUGGGGGCUGCUCAACUUCCUGCUGCCCACCAUCUUCAAAAGCUGCAGCACCUUCGAGCAGUGGUUCAAUGCACCCUUUGCCAUGACCGGAGAGAAGGUGGACCUGAACGAGGAGGAGACCAUCCUGAUCAUCCGUCGUCUCCACAAAGUGCUGCGGCCCUUCCUGCUUCGGCGGCUCAAGAAGGAAGUUGAGGCCCAGCUGCCCGAAAAGGUGGAGUACGUCAUCAAGUGUGACAUGUCUGCACUUCAGCGCGUGCUCUACCGGCACAUGCAGGCCAAGGGAGUGCUGCUGACUGACGGCUCCGAGAAGGACAAGAAGGGCAAAGGUGGCACCAAGACCCUGAUGAACACCAUCAUGCAGCUGAGGAAGAUCUGCAACCACCCGUACAUGUUCCAGCACAUUGAGGAGUCCUUUUCUGAGCACUUGGGGUUUACCGGCGGCAUCGUCCAAGGGCUGGACCUGUACCGAGCCUCGGGGAAAUUUGAGCUUCUUGAUAGAAUUCUUCCCAAACUCCGAGCAACCAACCAUAAAGUGCUACUGUUCUGCCAAAUGACCUCCCUCAUGACGAUCAUGGAAGAUUAUUUUGCAUAUCGUGGCUUUAAAUACCUCAGGCUUGAUGGAACCACAAAAGCGGAGGACCGUGGCAUGCUGCUCAAGACCUUCAACGAGCCUGGCUCCGAGUACUUCAUCUUCUUGCUCAGCACCCGGGCUGGGGGGCUCGGGCUGAACCUCCAGUCAGCCGACACUGUGAUCAUUUUUGACAGCGACUGGAAUCCCCACCAGGACCUGCAAGCACAGGAUCGUGCCCACCGCAUUGGGCAGCAGAAUGAGGUACGCGUGCUCCGCCUCUGCACGGUCAACAGCGUGGAGGAGAAGAUCCUGGCCGCGGCCAAGUACAAGCUCAACGUGGACCAGAAGGUGAUCCAGGCAGGCAUGUUCGACCAGAAGUCAUCGAGCCAUGAGCGGCGUGCCUUCCUGCAGGCCAUCCUGGAGCACGAGGAGCAGGAUGAGGAGGAAGACGAAGUACCUGACGAUGAGACCGUGAACCAGAUGAUUGCCCGGCAUGAGGAGGAGUUUGACCUGUUCAUGCGCAUGGACCUGGACCGCAGGCGCGAGGAGGCGCGCAACCCCAAGCGGAAGCCUCGGCUCAUGGAGGAGGACGAGCUGCCCUCGUGGAUCAUCAAGGAUGACGCCGAGGUGGAGCGGCUGACCUGUGAGGAGGAGGAGGAGAAGAUGUUCGGCCGCGGCUCCCGCCACCGCAAGGAAGUGGACUACAGUGACUCGCUGACGGAGAAGCAGUGGCUCAAGGCCAUCGAGGAGGGCACGCUGGAGGAGAUCGAAGAGGAGGUCCGGCAGAAGAAAUCAUCACGGAAGCGCAAGCGCGACAGUGACGCCGGCUCCUCCACACCGACCACCAGCACCCGCAGCCGUGACAAGGACGAUGAGAGCAAGAAGCAGAAGAAGCGCGGGCGGCCACCUGCCGAGAAGCUGUCCCCAAACCCACCCAACCUCACCAAGAAGAUGAAGAAGAUCGUGGAUGCUGUGAUCAAGUACAAGGACAGUAGCAGUGGACGGCAGCUGAGUGAGGUGUUCAUCCAGCUCCCCUCGCGCAAGGAGCUGCCUGAGUACUAUGAGCUCAUCCGCAAGCCCGUGGACUUUAAGAAGAUAAAGGAGCGCAUCCGCAAUCACAAGUACCGCAGCCUGGGCGACCUGGAGAAGGAUGUCAUGCUGCUGUGCCAGAACGCGCAGGCCUUCAACCUGGAGGGCUCCCUGAUCUACGAGGACUCCAUCGUCCUGCAGUCAGUGUUCACCAGUGUGAGGCAGAAGAUUGAGAAGGAGGACGACAGCGAAGGCGAGGAGAGCGAGGAGGAGGAGGAGGGCGAGGAGGAAGGCUCCGAGUCUGAGUCCCGCUCAGUCAAAGUGAAGAUCAAGCUCGGCCGGAAGGAGAAGGCACAGGAUCGGCUGAAGGGAGGCCGGCGGCGGCCGAGCCGUGGGUCCCGGGCCAAGCCGGUCGUGAGUGACGAUGACAGUGACGAGGAGCAGGAGGAGGACCGCUCAGGAAGUGGCAGCGAGGAAGACUGAGUCCGACAUUCCAGAGUCUCGACCCGAGCCCCUCAUUCCAGAGCCGAGACGGUGUAGCCCUUAGCAGUCAUGGGUAGCAGCAGACGUAGUUUCAGACUUGGGGUAAAACUGUAUAAACACAAACUCUUCCAUAUUUAUACAGCAGAGAAGAUGUAGGACUGUUUGUGUCUGGCGCUGUCCUGGCAUCAGUAGCAUUCAUAACAGCAUUAAUUGUUUAAACGAGAGAAUGAUUGGGGAACACGCGAUACCUGUUUUUCUUUUCCUUUCCCGGCAGUGCCCUUGCAGCCGCCGCAGUUUGAAAUCACUGUAGUUUAAGCCGUGGAUGCAUGUGUGUGGCCGUCCACUCCUCGUACUGUAUUUUACUGGACAGGUCAGACUUGCCGGGGCCCAGGGGCCGCAGACCCGGCGGGGGUAUGUCAGUGUCACUGGAUGUCAAACAGUAAUAAAUUAAACCAACAGCAAAACUUG